This is a messenger RNA of Argiope bruennichi, 1146 nucleotides long. RefSeq lists its product as uncharacterized. Lineage: Eukaryota; Metazoa; Arthropoda; Arachnida; Araneae; Araneidae. The transcript has 2 exons. Gene Ontology annotation, molecular function: nucleic acid binding; zinc ion binding. Bases 1 to 1146 code for a protein of 381 amino acids. The record is from RefSeq and is a predicted model, not a curated record.
AUGGGCUCCUCCAAACGUGGUCACUUCAGUGGGCGUAAAGUUUACUAUACUCCAAACAAUUCUCAAUACUUUGACAAGUUUUUUAUUAUCAAACGCACAUCAGAUAAACAAGAAACCUUUUCACCUGUUUCACCGUUCCUUGUACAAAAGGCAAUAGCAGCUACACUCGGUGAAGUUCUAUCGAUUCGGAAAAUGCGAUCUGGUGAUUUGUUGGUGGAAAUCAGUACCAAAAAACAAGCUCAACAAAUUAUGAAACUAAAAGCUCUCGCGCAUAUUCCCGUUUCUGUGAAUCCGCACACGUCUCUAAAUUUCUCCAAAGGUGUUAUUACCUGCGGAGAAUUGUUUAAUGUCUCUAUAGAAGAAAUAACCUCUGAAAUGAAGCCACAAGGCGUGACGCAUGUUCGCCAGAUAACAAUUCGGCGGAAUGGUCAAUUACUUUCAACGAAGCAUUACAUACUUACUUUCCACAGUCCUAAUUUACCCGAAUCUAUAUAUUCAGGCUAUAUCAAAUUACCUGUUCGCCAGUACAUACCAAAUCCAUUGAGAUGCUUCCAGUGCCAGCGCUUUGGCCAUUCAAAAGUUAAUUGCCACGGGACACUCACAUGUGCCCGUUGUGCCGAAAAAGGGCAUGAUAGCCAGCAGUCUAGGCGUAGGAUUCAGAAUCAGACCCCUACUCCUGGUGUCAGCUAUGCUGCCAUCGUACAAAAAUCCUUUUGCGCUAACUGUUCUUGUGUCAAUUGUAAGAAAGAAUCAAGUAUGAAACUUCCUGAAAAGACAUCGAAUUCUGAUUCUGAACACUCAAUGAAAAGUGUUCAAGAAUCACCUCAAGUAGAUACUUCAACUAAAAAAGUCCAGAAGAAAAAAACGAAGAACUCAAUGACAUUAAAAUUGGCAAAACGUGGCAUUUCACAAAAAGAUCUAUCGGUGAAACUUCGAAAAUCUGCUUCACGAAACUCAGUCGCCUUGGGUUUGGCUAAUCAGGGUGUAGUCUAUAAGGACUUAACGUCCAUUUUUGGUGACACAUUUAACAACCCCGAUUUCAAGCUCCAUCCAUCUGAGGAUGAAGACUCGCUUGAUAUGAGUGGCGAAGACCCUGCAACCACAACAAAUGCCGAAUCUCUUUCCUCCUCUAAAGUUCUCUCUUAA